Messenger RNA from Solea senegalensis (Senegalese sole), 2102 nucleotides. RefSeq names its product alpha-1,3-mannosyl-glycoprotein 4-beta-N-acetylglucosaminyltransferase C-like. Gene Ontology annotation, molecular function: acetylglucosaminyltransferase activity. NCBI's taxonomy places the organism in Eukaryota, Metazoa, Chordata, Actinopteri, Pleuronectiformes, Soleidae. The transcript has 6 exons. The coding region runs from base 298 to 1692 and encodes 464 amino acids. Gene Ontology annotation, biological process: protein N-linked glycosylation. The record is from RefSeq and is a predicted model, not a curated record.
GAGACAGGGAGACAGAGACGCCGGUGGAGCACGUGUGUGUGAGCAGUUUCUCCCAUGUUGCGUCGCUGUCAGUGUCUCACUCCUCUCACUCCUCACUCUCCUCCUCCUCCUGACCUGAACUCCUCUUUAUGUCCCGUUCUUUUUAAGUGAGCGGGGCUUUAAACCCGGGGAGUGACACCGUCCACGGACACGGACGGAGGCCACAACCAGAAAGUGUCACCCUGAUCUGAUCUGGUCUGGUCUGGUCUGGUCUUAACACCAUUUCUGGACUGUAAUGAAAUCUGUGCCACUGAAGAAAUGCGGCGUCAUCAGAGGAGGAAGAACGUUGUCUUAGCCGUGAUCCUUCUCGUUGGAGGAUUAUACUUAAUUAUUCACUCAAAUUUCUCCUUAACAGGCUCCACGGGGUCACGUGAAAACAGUUCAACUCCGUUAUCUUGGCACACGGGGAGGAUGGUCAACAAGGAGUCCUGGGUUGCACAGGGAGAUUACCUGCCUCUCAAUGUGUCCUAUCAGCUGCUUGCUGGAGCGCCAUCUUUGCAGCAGAGGUUUUUAUGUAUCGGGUUGUCAACGGUGAAGAGGAAGAAGGGCAGCUACCUCAUCCCCACCCUGCAGUCCCUCUUCUCCCAGUCGUCCCCCGACGAGCGCUCCUCCAUGGUGGUGGCGGUGCUGCUGGCAGACUUUGACGUCGCCUGGAGGGUCACCACGGUGACGGAGAUCAAAAGUGUGUUUGCCUCAGAGCUGGAACAAGGCCAGCUGGUGGUCCUCCAUGUUCCUCAGGACUGGUAUCCUCCUCUUACAGGUCUAAAGAGGAACUACAACGAUCCUUCUGACAGGGUUUCGUUUCGCUCCAAGCAGAACCUGGAUUACUCCUUUCUGAUCCACUACAGUGCCAGUCUUGGCAAGUACUACCUGCAGCUGGAGGACGACGUCUUGUCUGCCAAACACUUCCUCACCUCCAUCAGGAAACACGUUGGUGAGCAAGAGGCCAAGAAAGACACUUGGGCAAUGCUGGAAUUCUCUGAACUGGGCUACAUUGGAAAGCUCUACAAGUCCGGGGACCUCCCUCUGCUGAGCCGCUUCCUCUUCCUCUUCUACCAGGAAAUGCCCUGCGAUUGGCUGAUGUCUCACUUUCGAGAACUGCUGACUCAGAGGAAGCCGAUCGACUUCAAACCCUCACUGUUCCAACACAUGGGCACUUUCUCCUCUUUUGGCGGGACGUACAACAAGCUCAAGGACCAGUACUUUGAGGAGGGUUUGUAUAGCAACCCAAAGGCUGAGGUCUUCUCUGACAUGUCCACCUACCAGAAACACAUACCCAAACUGGCCUGGGACUUAGGGGAAACAUUCUUCUGGGGACGCGUCCCAGCAGCAGGAAAUUACCUGACUGUGGUGUUCGCCGAGCCCGCGGUGGUGACGGGGAUUCUGAUAGAAACGGGGUUGGACAAGAAAGACCUCCUGGUUUCAGCGCAGGUGGACAUAGGCCAUGAAGUGGUCACCACUGAGAACGGGGAGAAGAGCUGCAAGGAGUUCCAGUCAGUGGGAACUUUAAAGGACGGGAGGUUCAAUAUUAAAGAGAUGGACAAAAAAUACAGCUCAGCCUCUUCCUGUUUGAGGAUAAAAAUCACGGCUGGACAGACGGACUGGGUCAUUAUCAAGAAAAUCAGGGUUACAACAAAGCAGAGCACGGAAUAGAAUAGAUUAUUCAUUUUCAUUGUGCAAUCCAGAUAGCUGCUUAAAAACAUCAACAAUAAUAAAUAAGAAUAAAUGAGGGGGAGAGGUCCAUCUCCAGUGCCAAUGCUAUUAAAGAAGAGCUUCCUAUUCCCACCAGAUUCAUUUAUUUUUACUUUUUUCUCCUAGAAAUGGGCUAUAACUAAGGGCUAUUUUCAUUAUUGAUGAUAUUGAUUUUUUUUUGUAUUCACUGAUGUGUGUGAUUUUUUUUAGUCCACAAAAUGUCCUCAAAAGUCUCUUGUUUUAUCAACAAACCAAAUCUAUUCAGUUUACUGUCAUAGAAGAGCAAGGAACGCAGAGUCUAUCGCCAUUUCAAGGCAUAUAAUGUAAAAUGUAAUAUAUGUAAUUUCACUCAAACUUAUUUUAACACUGAA